Molecule: messenger RNA, 10660 nt
Organism: Acipenser ruthenus (sterlet)
Lineage: Eukaryota; Metazoa; Chordata; Actinopteri; Acipenseriformes; Acipenseridae
Product: F-box only protein 41-like
Exons: 13
Coding region: 393-2861 (822 amino acids)
Molecular function (GO): protein binding
Source: RefSeq, a predicted model, not a curated record
UACUAUUCUCCGCCUGCAGCUACCAGCUAGUUCACUGUUCUGCUGCAGAGUGGAGCCAGUGACGUCACAGCUGAAGCAGUUCCUUGGAAAAAAAACGGAGAGGAAAAAUCGAGGAUGUAACAGAAAGAGAUUGACUCGUCUCCAUUAGCAAGCAUCGACGGAACUGGACAGUAUUACUUCCAGUCUGCUCCCCUUUAACCCCCCUUUUUUUAAAAAAAACAAAACAAUACUAAUAAUUUGUGUUGCCGAUGAUUUCUCAGCAUGUGGGCAAUGGCCAUGGUUUUCACUGGACUAUCCUGAUACCAUGCUGCCUUGGUUCACAAUGAGAGGAGCACUGCCCCCCUUGGAAAGUGCGCUGAGCAGCUGGCGUCUCGGUUGAUCGUGAGUGAGGAAUGGCCUCUUUGGACCUACCUUACCGCUGUCCGCGUUGCGGAGAACACAAACGUUUCCGGAGCCUGUCUUCCCUGAGAGCCCACCUGGAGUACAACCACACCUACGAGACCCUCUACGUCCUGUCUAAGUCCAACAGUGUGUGCGACGCCACCCUCGUCCCCUUGGUGUCUGAUGGGCCCCUGCUGAGCCCUGUGGGCGGCCAAAAGGACGUCUUCGAGAGCACCUCUUUCAGCGCCAAGGAACACCGUUACCCCUUCGACCUGCCAUGUGCUGAUGACCUGGGCCUGACUGCAGCUGCUGCUCGCUACAUACCCAAUGUAGAGAUUCCCCUGAGCGAGAUUUUUGUCAAGAAAGGAAUGACCUCCACCACUCCUCCCACUUCCACUCCCACCUCCACUGCCAUCUCAGCAGCUACAGCUGCCGCAAACGCAGUGGAGGCCGCCUACGAGGAAGGGCUGGCCCGGCUGAAGGUGCGGGCCUUUGAGAAGCUGGAGCUGGACGAGCGGCUGGAAAAGCUCUCGGAGGAGGUUGAGCAGAAGAUUACGGCCCGCGUGGGCCGUCUGCAGGUGGAGUUGGAGAAGAGGAGCUCGGAGCUGGAGAAGGCCAAGCAGGAGAGUGUGCGGCUCGGCCAGGAGAAGCAGGAUCUGGAGGACAAGGCAUCCGAGCUCUCCCGCCAAGUGGACGUCUCUGUCGAGAUGCUGGCCAACCUCAAGCAGGACCUGGUUUCCAAGGAGCAGGAGCUCAACAGGAAGCAGCAGGAGGGGGCACAGAUUGACCAGUUCCUGCAGGAGACGGCGGCGCGGGAGGCCAAUGCGAAGGUGCGUCUGCAGCAGUUCAUCGAGGAGCUUCUGGACCGGGCUGACCGCGCUGAGAAGCAGCUCCAGAGCAUCAGCAGCUGCGGUACCACUCCCAACGGCAGUCUGAGCCGCUGCAGUGUGCCGGGAUCCAAGAGCACCGGCCGACAGAGGGAAAGAAACUCUGGUUCCACUGUUUCUCGAGGGGUGUAUCAGGUGUCGGAUCGACGCUCCUCACCAAGCACUGGAGCCUCCAGCCGGGUGAAGACAGUGUCGCAGGGCUCGGGGGGGUACGACAGUGACAGCAUCGAGAUGCACCCCCUGGAGGAGUGCCCCGAGGCGCAGUACUACCACGUGCAGUGCCGCUCAGGGGAGGUGGGGUUCGAGAGAGCUGGCAUGUCACGGAGCUGGGGACUGAGGAAACAGGCCAUCCAGAACUGGCAUCGGCGGCCCUACCGCAACAGCACCGAAGGGGAGGAGGGAGACAUGUCUGAUGUGGGCUCCCGCACUACCGAAUCUGAGGCUGAGGUCUGGGAGCAGGAGAGGAGGGCCUCUUCAGAGACACAGCAGUCCAACUCCAAAAAGGCCACUGGGGGAUACAGACUUGGCACAGGUCGGUCAGAGGGCGGGUAUAAGCCCUGCCGGCAUGAGAAGCACAGCCCUUCCCAGUCGAACGAGGUGAUCAGCCCGGAGAUUCUCAAAAUGAGAGCUGCGCUGUUCUGCAUCUUCACCUACCUGGACACCAAGACCCUGCUCCGGGCCGCCCAGGUCUGCAAGGACUGGAAGUUUGUGGCCCGGCACCCUGCUGUGUGGACCCGGGUGCUGCUGGAGAACGCCAGGAUAUCCUCCAAGUUUAUGACAACCGUGUCUCAGUGGUGUACACAGACACACUCCCUCAUCCUCCAAAACCUUAAACCACGACAGAGGGGGAAGAAGGAGACAAAAGAGGAGUACCUGAAAAGCACACGAGGCUGUCUGGAGGUGGGUCUGGAGGCUCUGCUGAAGGCUGCGGGAGGGAAUCUGCUGAUCCUGAAGAUCUCGCACUGCCCCAGCGUGCUGACUGACCGCUCCCUCUGGCUGGCCAGCUGCCACUGCCGUGCUCUGCAGGCCGUCACCUACCGGAGUGCCACUGAUCCAGUUGGCCAGGAGGUGAUCUGGGCACUCGGGGCAGGCUGCAGAGACAUUAUUUCACUACAGGUGGCGCCACUCCACCCAUGCCAACAGCCUGCACGAUUCAGUAACCGCUGCCUUCAAACCAUUGGGCGAUGCUGGCCCCACCUGCGAGCUCUGGGUGUUGGUGGUGCGGGGUGUGGCAUCCAGGGCCUGGCAUCGUUAGCGCGGAACUGCAUGAGGCUGCAGGUGCUGGAGCUGGAUCACGUGAGUGAGAUCAACCAGGAGGUGGCGGCAGAGGUGUGUCGAGAGGGACUGAAGGGGCUGGAGAUGCUGGUGCUCACCUCCACCCCCGUCACACCCAAAGCUCUGCUGCAUUUCAACAGUGUGUGUCGGAAUCUGAAAUCCAUUGUAGUGCAGAUUGGGAUUGUGGAUUACUUUGAAGAUCCUAACAGUCCUGAAGCCAGGAAACUCUUUGAGGAAAUGGUGAACAAACUGCAAGCACUAAGGAAAAGGCCAGGUUUUUCAAAGAUUCUCCAUGUGAAGGCAGAUGGAGUUUGCUAACCCCGCUUAAGUACUGAUAAGGCACACUUUACCUCAGAAAAACAAGACGCAAUCUGAAUACAUUCUUUGCAGUUUGCCAGGAAAAAAAACAAGCAAACAAAGAAACAUACAAAAGAGAAGAAGUAGCAGUUCCUGAAACUCCUAUGAUCCCUUGCUUUUUUAAACAAAAAUUGAGCUUUUUUGUGCAAAUCCUUGUAAACUGUAUGGUGCAGGAGUAGAAGGAGCACAGACUUGUAUUUCUAGAGAACAACUACAGUAUAUGCCUGAGUAUUUGAUAUUGUUUCCCUGCUCUUAUGACUGGGAGGAAACCUAUGGUGACAGUAAGAGUUCGUAAAGACAAAGUCCAUCCAAGCAACUGAAUAGGGAAGUCUCUCACCACCUAGUAGUGCUUUCCAUGCUUCCUAAACUCAGCAUUCUUAAACUCAACUGGGAUUACUUUAGUGUUUAACUAGCUGACAGGACUCCUGAGCCAAGAUGAUUCUACAAAAUUUGGGGAAUCUGGGGGAGUAAACUUCAGAGAAAGGUUUGUGGAUAAAACAUGUUCAUUCCUCUCUCUCUCUCCUUUGAGUUCUUCCCACCAAGAGAUCAUAUAACCAUGAGACCAAAUCCACCUGCUUUAACAGAGAGAGAGGGGGGAAGGGGGGGAGCACUGCGUUAGGAGCAUAAGCUGCAUUCAUCAAAAAAUACAUUUUACAGUCAAUUCUUGCUAAUAUGAAUUGCAAGGGGCUAGCUAAAAAAUUAGUAUUGUCAGGAGUCUAAGCCAAAUGCAUACUGUGAGUUUUUAUUGAAGAUGCAGUAACAUAUAACUCCAUUUCAAUUACAGAACAAAUACAAGUAUUAUACAUUUAAAGGUAUUGUACAUUUUAUUGAAAAUACAGUUGGAAGUGAACUUUUAAAAGUAUGCAUUGCAAAUGAACUGCACUUGCAAUCUGCAUGUCCUAUUCGGAUCAAGUGCAUUUUUAAACCACAAAAGGCAUCCUCAACAUCAGAUAUUGAGCAAAUCGGAAACACUGACGACUUGCAUCCACAGUUGUUUUUAAGUCUGUGUUAUUGUAUGCCUUUUUUUCAGAAUGAUUGAGAAAGUGUUCACAGUAAUGUUGAACUCUGCAGCAGCAUCUUUCUUUUCUGUAUGGCGAUGCAUUAUCCACCGCUUUCACCACUUCCACUUCUGUAUGCAAGGAUAUGAUGCAUGAGCACUACAGGAACUCAAAGUGCAUCAUAGGAUCUGUAGUCCCAAAACAGUACUUAAAUACACUACAGAGGCACUAAUCUGGAUGCAAGUUAAUACAUUUCCCAAUAUCCUUUACACACAGCUGUUCAAACUAGAGCGAUUUGUUUUAUUCAAAUGUUUCUUCCUUGGGAGGGCUACAAAAUUAUUUGCACUGAUAGGAAAUGUGUGUUUAGUGAAUUCUAUUAUAAGAAAUAAUGGUAAUGCUUUAUAUUGCGUGACAUAAAUUAUUAAAUAGAUAUGCAAUUGCAUAUUAAAUUAAUGUUAAAUUAAUAUUUAAUAGAUAUGCAAUUGCAUAUUAAAUUAAUGUUAAAUUAAUAUUUAAUAGAUAUGCAAUUGCAUAUUAAAUUAAUGUUAAAUUAAUAUUAAAUAGAUAUGCAAUUGAUAUUAAAUUUAUGUUCAAUUAUUCCUUGUUACUUUCCAUUAACAUUUAAGUCAGAUUAACUGUAUUUUCAAUUAAAAACAUGUAAACAAUGGGAAAUUAUUACAUAUUUUCAAGGGUAACAAACCAUAAUAUAAAUGGACGUGAUAUGCAAUUACAUUUUCAAUCGACAUUUGGUUAACAUUUAGCAAGAAACCAGCUAUUGCAUAUUUAUUAAAUAUUAAUUUAACAUUAAUUUACUAUGCAAUUGCAUAUCUAUUUAAUAUUAAUUUAUGCCAUGCAAUAUAAAGCGUUACCUAAGUAAUUUACAAUAAGCGACUGCUAAAUUUGGCUAGGACCAUGUAGAGAAUUCCUAGUAACAGGAAAUUUGGCUAAUCUGAGUUUGUUUUAACAAGAAUUGACUGUAUUUGAAAAUGGAUGGGUGUACUUUUGUUAUGGUGUACUGUAUUUGCUUCUGCCACAAGCUCAGCUUGUUGAUGGCCUAUCUGCAUGCUAAAGACCCCUCUGCAGCCCAGUACAGUUUUGUAGUCUCUUGCUACAGAGCUGUGUACAUGCAGGAGUUGCCUAAAAUAGCUUUUGGUUUCCCUUUGUACAUAUCAUCCUACCGUACUGUAUCUGCCAAUGAGUCCUAUAGAGCCCAUACGCUCUGUAGAGUUGCUGUCUAGCUGGGUGAACAAGUUUAGAUUCAACCCAAGUUCAUCUGCAUUUCAUCUAUCUGCCUUGAAAUCUUGCCUCUGGUAAAAAUAAAUAUAUUUUAUAAAAGCAAAUUAGUAAAUAAAUAGUGCACACAGAUAAAAGCAUCCGACCGUUUGGCUCUUGUCCUCAUUUUAUGAGCACACUUCACAAUACAGGUACAUUAGCUACACUGUAGCUACACUGGAUUUGUUUUUGGAAAACAAAAUUUAUAGGAUUGGUCACCUAACCAGGAAUGAACCCAAUAGAAGAAUGAGGAAAUCAUGAAUUAUCGGUGUGGUAGAAUAUCUAGGGAGCACUGUACGUGUUGUGAAUUCUGUGUUAAAUGCAUGCAGUUAAUAAUAGUAAAUGGUAACUACAAUUCAAAUACAUCUAGUUUCUGUACCUGUAUUUUAAAGUGUAUCCCAUCUGACGUGCCUGAACAUAAUUCUGAAAGGUGUCCAAUCUUUUCUGAAGUGUAGUAUAUAUUUCCCUAAAUUGCUAGGAGGGAAUAAUGUUAAAAAAAUGUUUUGUCCAAAUUUGGAAACAUAGUAAAACAAAGCUAGUAUUUUGUUAAUGCAUAGCCUGAGCAUUACUGCAACAGGAGACAGAACUUAGUAGACAGUCAUGAGUGUUGUCAAUUGGGACCGAUAGUAAAAGCACCCUGUAUUUUCCUGCUGUUCUGUUUUUGACAAUCGAUCUUUGACAGACUUAAUUGUGCCAUGUGUUCAUAUUUAAUUUGGGGCUGUAUUUGGCACAAUAAAGGCAGCACAAUUUGUAAGACCUUUUCUUAAGCUAGAAAUUAAAUUAGUAUGCCCACCCUUCUGUGUCUGUGCAGGCCCCCAACAUAAAAUAAAUAUAUUUAAAAAAAAAAAAUCCUCCAAUUGCCACAUGCCCUAGCAAGGAGUAUGCUGAGCAGUAUAUAGAAAGAGACCAAAUAUAAGAGUUUAGUAAAAAUAUAUAUAUAUAUAUAAUAUUUAUAUCCAAUGCAUUAAGACCUAUAAAAAAGAUAACAUUAUUUAAUAGAGGAUACAAAUUAUUUGAAUGAUUUAUUUCUAUAAAAAGAGAGACAUCUAUACCGUUGGCAUGCUCGUGUGUUGUAAAGCCACCGUUCAUCAUGUUGCCUUUUAGCUUAUCUGAUAGAUUUUAAACUAGAUGUGUGUAUAUAAGGGAUUUUUUGCUUGCACAAGUUUGUUGCCAUUAUGUUUCUUUUUUUUGUUUUUUUGUUUUAUGGUUGGUUCGUUCCACCAAUGAAAAGCUCCUUUUGUGCAGUAUUAAAAAAUGCUAUAUAGUGUUUUUUCAAGUGUUUAUAUAUUUAUCAAUAUUUGUUAUUAAUGAAGCACUUUAGAAUUUUUGCUAGCGCUUUUAGAGAUCUGUAGUUGUGAAUGCUAAAAACUGGUAGAAAAUCAAGCUUAUUUGGUGUACUCUAUGUGAUGACUGUGUAUUCUUCAUGGUUUUGUCAAUUGUGCCAAGAUUUGAUUUACCAACUCUUCUGCGCAGUCACAUGACCCAAGACUACAUUCCCGAACCCCUCCCACACUACAGCAAACCACGCAUUUUACUUCCUGAACUGGUAUACAUGCAGGUUGCUUUAUGAUGAUCAGCAAACCUGAAGACUUUCCAUUUGCGUUUUUAUUUGUCUAAUAUUAGAAGAGUGAUUACAGCUGAGCUUUUUCCAAGGAGUUUUAUAAUAAGCGAAGUGACAUGGUCUGUCAAACCACAAGAGCAAAUUUCUGUUUCCUUGAAUUCUGAUGAGUAGCUAAUUGAUGCUUUUAUCAAGAGCAUGUAAUCGUUUAGACACCAUUCUCCAGAAAAGCAUUUGAUUUAAAAUAUAAAUAUGAAUAAUGCAUAAUGCAUCAUUAUUCUAAGAACUAAUCAUCUCAUAAUGCACAGGAAUCAGCUACAAUAAGUAGUUAGAAUGUUAUCAAAAGUAAGGGGGGGGGCGGGGUUGUAACUCUUAAAUUCAGAGUAGGUUCAUAUUUUAAUAUUUUCAUGCCGUAUUUGCGUUAAUACAAUCAUCUCCUAAUUCUAAACACAAGCCAAUUAUUAUAUUGUGAGGACCGGUUCAGCUAAUUUUAACCUGGUAUAGCUAAUUGACAGUAAAUAUUGUCCAUUAUUCUGGCAUCAACCUGGAGUGAUUUGCCAUAAUUUCUUUUCAUCUGGAAUCCCUGCUUCAGAAAUGACAGCAAUGAAGCAGACUUGCAAACAUGACAGCAGCUUUCAGCUGCACAGGAUAAUAAGACAGCAAGAUCCCAAGAAUUCUCUGCACAGCUACUGUAAAACAAGAACAUUUCGUGAGCAAGAAAUGUUUGCUUUUUUCGCGUUUAUUAAAAAUCCGCAAAAUUAAUGUGCCGUGAAAUAUAUUAUUCAUACAUGAACAAACAAAAAACUAGAGAGAAAUUCACCACUCUCCCCAAAAGGGUCAAGCAUGGUAGAAUGGAGCACAGAGGAAUUUCUUUCUUUAAAAAAGACUGCCAGUCAAAUUAGCAGAAAAGGAGAGACGAUCCUUAGAAUUUAAGAAGGAUCGUCUUCCCAGGGUAGUUCUAUUACUGUAUCUACAAUGGAAGAGGGGUAAUUGUUUGUGUGUUUGUCCCCCUUUCUUGUGAAUACCCUGUUACGAUGAAAUAUUUAGCUAAUGCUCUAGGCAGCAGUUCUAUCAUCUUGACAGUUAAAGGCUCUGUUAAUCUGAAUAAAGCCAGCUCACGUCGAUUGGGUUAGAAUGGGCUUUGACGGCAUUAACAGGAUUAAUAUAGAAUGCCUACUUAACAUUAUUACAUACAUAGGCAGAUAUAUUUUGAGAGCAUUCCUAUUAUUAGUUUUCUUUUCACAUCACAGUGAGGGCUGUGGGUCGCUAUGGAAACACUGUUUCCCAGGCUGUCCUGUGUCUUUUAGUGACUGCCACGCGGAAGAGCUGGUGCCAAACUGUUUACAUUUGUGUAGAUGUUGUGGCCUUGUUUUGGUCAUCUACAUCAACCCAUUGCACUGAGAAUCUCAAUCAGUUACAUUGCAGCAUUGCACUAUUAACCUUAUUUUUUAAUAGGUCAACUAAAUCAGUUCAUGAAACAAAAGGCUAGACCUGGCUUAAGUGUGUGGUAUAUUAUGCCUUUAAAAGUUUAUGAAUGACAUGACCUUGUUAAAAUCUUGUUUUCUGUUUUGUUUAUAUUUACUGUAUAAAGUUACCUGUAUAAAAAAAUCUAGGGUUUGCAGUAUGUUUAAAAAUGUUAGUCCCAGUAAUUACGCUAUUUCUCUACCGAUAGACUGAAUUAUAAUUUUUAGGUUACAGACUGGUUGAAACUAUGGAAAUAAACCCUUCUGGCUUGAAAUUGCUAGAACGAUGCCUCCCUUAGCAACAGUACGUACCUAUUACAGCAACAAACCCCCUAUUUUACAUGCUGCUGUGAAAAUCAACAGUAAUAUGUUGACUUUUUAGUGUCCCAAAAAAGUCAAAACUACAAGUUAAGAGCUAUUUUGAGCCAUGUCAGGUGGAUUAUUGGUGAAAUCAAAUACUUUACAAUCUGUUUGAACACAAUGUUCACUGUACAUCUUAAUUGGUGAAGCAGCUGGUUCAGCUGUGAUUCAAAACAUUGCUUUGCUCAUAAAUUACUCAGCUAUGUGAAAAACAAGACUAGAUUGAUCACUUCACCUAAAUCACAUUCCUAACAUGGUAUGUCUACCACACAACUGUGUAAUGUACCAGUGAUGUCUUGGAAAAGUAUCCUUAUGUAACAGAAAAUUUAAAUCAGGAGUCAAAUGUUUGUCUCCCAUACAUUUUCUAAACCCAAUAGCUAGAACAUUUCUAAGCCUACACCUACUUUUAUGAGUCUUAGCUGAUUUCACUACAGAUUCAGGACCAAAAACUAAAAAUGGACACGCCUUCUCAUUAAAGCACAGUAAUGGAGAGCUUCAUAUUUUUUUGUUUAAGAGUCAACAAUGUAGACAGAACACCAUUAGGCAAACCCAGAGAUUUUCUGUACAGGAAACUAGAAUACCAAAAGUUCAUAGCAUUUAUACAACAAUCAUGGUACUUUAAUGAAUAUGCCUGCUUACUGUAGUGGAAUUAAUAACAUACAAAAACAACCAUUAAAAGCAGUCCCGUCAGGGAUCUAUUCUAUAGCAUAUAAUGCCUUUAUUAUAAAUGUGGAAUUAGAGGGGCUACCGUCCAAAACCACAUCAUACAGAUACAAAAAAAGGAAUAAUCUGCAUAUCAAAGGUCCUAAUUAAAACAUAACUGAGUCCUUGGAUUUGCCUGCAUAGGAGAAUCAAAUCACAGGACUCAUAAACAACAUACUGACCCUUUGAAAAUGACUGUACUGCAAGUCUGUUAAAUUGACUCUGAAUCAAUGCGUACAAUUAUUUAUUAAUUACAGUUCUUGCAUAAUAUUUACCAGUUGUUCCUAUUUUUCUUACUAUGAAUGGUGCUGGUAGCAGUCCAAUCUGAACAGGUGUUAUGUGCCUAUAUAUAUCCAAACCGGUCAAUAGAUGUCUUGUAGAAAUUAAUUAUGUUGUUGCAAGUAAAAUGUAUUUUCUCCUAUUUACAGUUGUGUGUAUGGUGAUGAAAAAAAAAAAUCUAUUGUGAUAUAAUUUGUGAAAUAUAUUUGCCAAAACAUAGCUGCUGUUCUGGUCCAACUGUAAAUACAUCUUUUGUCAUGCUGAGGCUUAAUGAGUAUAAAAUCCUGUCGACUGUAGAUCUUGAUUUAAUAACUUAGACUGUGUUUUUCAUCUUUAUUUGGAGUGGAUGGAUAAUGAUAUACACACAAUUUAAGAGAGAGACACAAUCAUAUUGAACUGGUAUAUUUACGGAAAACUUACACUUAAUCCAUUGCUAUUUACAUAAAACAACCCAGGUGAAAAAAUCCUAUAGAAAAUCUUACAAAUAUCCUUCUAAAAAUCUUAUAGGCAUCAGAACUGUUCUAAGAAUCCUGUGCAAUUCUUAUAUAAAUGCUAUAAAAUUGUUAUGGGAUUGCUACAGAAGUAUUAUAUGAAUCCUUUAAAAAAUCUUAAAGGAAUCAUUUCAAAAGACCGAAAACAAUCUUUUCAGAAAUCUUAUACGAAUUGUAUACAUAUUAUAGGAAUUACAUUGUUUUAAAUUUACCUGUGCACAAACCACUCAUUUGAUGCCAUUUGCUUUAGCUCCUGCAACUACAAUUUUCACCUUUUAAAGUAUGUAUUUUGUUAAAUAUUUUGUUAAAUAUCCUCCAGAAACUACUACGCCAUUUGUUACAGUUUCAGCUUUAAAAGCCAAGGACGAUUACAAAAAUUUCUUCAUGUAACAUGCUAUUGUGUAUUACUGUUGCUGUGUAAAAAGGACUGUCUCUGUACUGGUACUUAACUGUGAAAGAUGUGUGUAGAGAUACCCAUUGUGUUGGAUGGAUGUAGUAACAUUUAAAGGAUACAGAAGGUUAGUAACUCCAUGCAUUAGACUUACUUAACAAAUAUGGUAUUAUGCAUUCAUUAAUCUGUUGUUUACCGCACUGCUGGGAUAAUGUAUGUAAUAAAGUUAUUAAACUUUUUUUUUUU